This is a messenger RNA of Ziziphus jujuba (common jujube), 2314 nucleotides long. RefSeq names its product cytochrome P450 81Q32. Gene Ontology annotation, molecular function: heme binding; oxidoreductase activity, acting on paired donors, with incorporation or reduction of molecular oxygen; monooxygenase activity. NCBI's taxonomy places the organism in Eukaryota, Viridiplantae, Streptophyta, Magnoliopsida, Rosales, Rhamnaceae. The record is from RefSeq and is a predicted model, not a curated record. The transcript is spliced from 2 exons. Bases 577 to 2103 code for a protein of 508 amino acids.
UCCAAGGGAUUGAAGAAUUCAUUUUAGAAAAUACUUUUUGCUUAAGCUGAUAAGACAAACAAAUAAAAUCAUGAAUUCCAUUUAUUUAUUCAUGCUGACAUGCUGUUGCUAUGUUCAUACUGUAGAGAAGCACUUAAAAAUUGGAAUUGGUAAAAUCCUCCAACCCACCAAGGACAAAAGUAUCACAAUCAUGGGAUGGCUGCCAUUUAUGUCGACAGCAUCUAAUAAUAACGAUCCUAUCACUUUCAAUAUAUUUAGUAGUAUUUACAUAUAUAAAAUACUAUAUCUUUUUAUUUAUUUAUUAUUUUUUUCUCUGGCUGGCCUAGGCCCAAGCGAAGGUUAAUAAAUCAAUGUACUUGGCUGAAAAUUGUCACAUUACAUUCGGUUUCUACUACCUGUAGAUUUUCAGCAUCAGCAUCUAAAUAUGUGACUUGGCUGGAUUGAUUUUUGGAAUCAUUGCGGCUGUCUUGUUUAAAAACCACAACUAGUUGGUAUACCGGUAUAUAUUUCAUCGAUUGUAACUCAAUGGCAUAUUAAACAAGGUUCCAGAUUAUUUCCAGACACUAUCCAUAUUCCAUGGAUUCAUCAUUCUACUACUGCAUUUUGCUCUCAUUAUUCCUUUAUUUCAUGAAAAAGCGUUGGCACAAAACUAAAAGAAGGCUACCUCCAAGCCCUGCUUUGUCUCUGCCAAUUAUUGGGCAUCUAUGCCUCUUGAAGAAGCCUCUCCACCGAACAUUCGCCAAACUAUCAGACCAAUAUGGUCCAAUUUUAUACAUCCAUUUUGGCUCUCGCCCUGUCGUCGUUGUAUCUUCUCCUUCUGCAGCAGAGGAAUGCUUCACGAAGAACGACAUCACCUUUGCGAACCGUCCUAUGCUGCUUGCUGGAAAACACCUUGGAUAUAACUUUACCACCCUGGUCUGGGCCUCUUAUGGCCCGCACUGGCGCAACUUGAGGCGCAUAGCUAACCUUGAGAUUUUGUCAUCUAACCGACUUCAGAUGUUCUAUGGGAUUCGCAGGUUUGAGCUCAGGUCGUUGAUUCGCCAGCUUUUUAAUAAAGGUUGCCAAGGUGGUGAAUUUCAGAGAGUUGAUAUGAAGCGUGCGUUUUUUGAGCUAACUCUUAACGUGAUGAUGAAGAUGAUUGGUGGAAAGCGUUAUUAUGGAGAAGAUAUGGCCGAAAUUGAGGAAGCUAGACAGUUCAAAGAGAUUGUGACAGAGACAUUUGAAUUGAGUGGGGCUACCAAUAUUGGAGACUUUUUGCCGCUUAUGAACUUUGUGGGAGCAAGUGACCUCGAGAAAAGGUUGGUGGUAUUGCAGAGAAAAAGGGACCAAUUCAUGCAAGAUUUGAUUGAAGAACAUAGGAAACUGCGGAGAGAUUGUUCUGCUUCCGAAGAGAAAAGCAAAACCAUGAUCGAUGUUUUGCUAUCGCUGCAAGAAACUGACCCUGAAUAUUACACCGAUGAAAUUAUAAGAGGCAUGGUACUGGUGAUGCUGUCUGCAGGGACAGAUACCUCGAGUAGUACCAUGGAAUGGGCACUAUCCCUUUUACUCAACAAUCCAAAUGCUCUUUUGAAAGCAUGGGCUGAAAUUGAUGCACAGGUUGGGCAAAGCAGACUAAUUGAAGAAUCAGACCUCGCCAAACUUCCCUAUCUACGGUGCAUCAUAUAUGAGACCCUCAGAAUGUAUCCGGUCACCCCACUCUUGGUCCCGCACGAGUCAUCAGAGGAUUGCACGGUGGGAGGAUUUUCUGUUCCAAAUGGCACAAUGUUAUUGGUGAAUAUAUGGGCCAUACAAAAUGAUCUCAAGCUGUGGGAAGAGCCUGAACAAUUUAGGCCCGAGAGGUUCCAAGGUUUGCAAGGAGGGAGAGAUGGGUUCACGUUUUGGCCAUUUGGGUCAGGGAGGAGAGGUUGUCCUGGGGAAGGUCUGGCUAUGCAGAUGGUUGGAUUGGCUUUGGGAUUACUCAUUCAGUGCUUUGAAUGGGAGAGAACAAGUGAGGAUAUGGUGGACAUGACUGAAGGGACUGGUCUAACCAUGCCUAAAGCUCAGCCCUUAAUGGGGAAGUGUAGACCACGUUCAAUAAUGGUUAACAUCCUUUCUCGACUCUAAUGCCCACUGCAAUGUAGUUGGUAAUUUGAUUAUAGAUGCCAUUCGCAAUGUAGCUGUUGUGCUUUCAAUUGAAGUCAAAUAGAUAAAAUAAAAAAUAAUAAUAAUAAAAAAGAGAAAUACUUUUUAAUUACUUUGAUGCUUUUUUUGUGGCGAAUUACUUUAAGGCUUUAUUACCACUACUUUAUGUCUACUGACUGUAUCUUCAUCCAAA